Messenger RNA from Lycium ferocissimum, 1370 nucleotides. RefSeq lists its product as uncharacterized. Gene Ontology annotation, molecular function: RNA binding; 3'-5' exonuclease activity. The transcript is spliced from 10 exons. Bases 106 to 1128 code for a protein of 340 amino acids. The record is from RefSeq and is a predicted model, not a curated record. Gene Ontology annotation, biological process: nucleobase-containing compound metabolic process. NCBI's taxonomy places the organism in Eukaryota, Viridiplantae, Streptophyta, Magnoliopsida, Solanales, Solanaceae.
CCAGUGCUUCAUUUUCUGUUGCAUCCAUUGAAAAAUAGCAGUAGUUAUUAUGGAUAUAAAUGUGUAAAGUUUGAUUGUUGGUGGUGUUCAUUUCAAAAUCAUAUUAUGGCUUUAGCUGCUAGUCCUCACCAGACUUACAUUCCUCUGCCAUCCUCCAAUUCAGGUGGUAGGCGUGCCGCCGAUCAUGAAGUAGUUCUAAAGCCAGUCCCCAUUUUUAUCGUCAUCCAUGAAUCUCAACUUCCAGCCACAUUUCUCUAUCCUUCCCCAAAAAAUGAGUUGGUUGUUGGACUUGACUGCGAGGGUGUUGACCUCUGUAGAUACGGAACUCUCUGUAUUGUGCAGCUUGCUUUUCCGGAUGCUAUUUACUUGGUUGAUGCGAUUCGCGGUGGGAAAAAGUUGAUUAAUGCCUGUAAGCCUGGUCUUGAAUCUAGUCAUGUCACGAAAGUUAUUCACGACUGCAAACGGGAUAGUGAGGCAUUAUACUAUCAGUAUGGUAUCAAGUUGCACAAUGUUAUGGAUACCCAGAUAGCAUAUUAUCUGAUAGAGGAACAGUUGGGGAAAAAGAGCACACCAGCUGGCCAUAUCUCUUUUGUACACCUUCUUGCAGAUCCACGCUAUUGUGGUAUUUCAUAUGUCGAGAAAAAGGAAGUCCGUUCACUUCUGAGAGAGGAUCCUCAGUUUUGGACUUACAGACCAUUAUCUGAGCUGAUGGUCCGUGCGGCUGCUGAUGAUGUUCGAUUUCUUCCAUACAUAUUCCAUAAGAUGAUGGAGAAAUUGAGUGAACAAUCAUUGUGGAGACUUGCAGUUCGUGGUUCACUUUGUUGUCGGUGUUUCUGCACAAGUGACAACAAAUAUGCUGAUUGGCCAGCAAUCCCUUCAAUUCCAGAGUUCCUCAAUGUGGAAAGAGAUACUUUGGAAGAGGAGAUUCUAUCGGUACUUGAUGUGCCACCCGGGAAAAUGGGAUGUGUUAUUGGUAGAAAAGGGUCCUCAAUUUUGUCAAUCAAAGAAUCAUGCAAGGCAGAAAUCCUAAUUGGUGGAUCGAAGGGAGCACCAAACAAGGUUUUCAUCAUUGGCCCCCUUAAGCAGGUAAGGAAAGCAGAAGCCAUGUUGAGGGGCCGGAUGUUAUGAGAUACUUUUGACCUUUUUGCUGCAUCUCGAAGCUGGAGCUUUGUGUUCAUACUACUUGAUCAUCAUGCUAAACAAAAACCUAUCUCCACUUUUGUUUUGCUAAUAUUCACCUUGAUCUUCCAUGCGAAUUCGUCUCACAUUCGAUGGGGUGCUAAAUGGAUGCAUCUUUUUGGAAGUUAAAUCUGUAUUUGCUUUACCAUUACUUGGUUUAUGCGUGAAAAUGAAAAAGAUUGUUUUAGCUC